AUGAGUGACUUUGAACCAGUCAAGAUGUCUGAAGCGAUGACUACUGGCCUUACUCAGCCUUAUGAGUUAUCGGAAGACCAGCUUGCUUCGUACGAGCGCGACGGAUUUUUGAUUCUGCGUGACCUCCUCGACCAGCCGAUGACGGAAGAGAUCCAGGCUUGGUCCAAAGCCGUGCACGAUGCACCAUAUGAGCCUGGAAAGUGGAUGCCGUACGAAGAACAGCGCGAAGACGGUACGCGCGUGCUGUGCCGUACAGAGAACUUUGCCGACUUCCACAGCGGAUUCAACACCUUGUUCCGUGGCAAGCGCAUGCUGAGCAUUCUUGAAAAGAUUAACCACGAACCUAUGGUCUUGUUUAAGGAAAAGAUCAACUACAAGCAUCCGGGUGCUGGCGGAUUUGAUGCACACACGGAUGCGCCUGCCUACCAGCAUGCCGGUACGCUCAAGCACCUUACCAUCAACAUGGCUAUUGAUGAAGCCAACCAGGAGAACGGAUGCCUUGAGGUCGUUCCGGGUAGCCAUAAGAUGCAAGUCCCUAUUGGCGAUGAUAACUGCAUCGAGCACGAAUGGGAAUCGAAGCAGACGUGGGUCCCUGUUUUCCUCCAACCUGGCGACACGCUUGUCUUUGGAUCCUUCCUGGCGCACCGCAGUGGUUCCAACCGGUCUACAAAGCGCCGUGCCGCAAUUUACGCCACGUUCAAUGCCUUUUCGGAUGGUGGUGAUCGUCACACAGCCUACUACAUCAAGCGCCGAAAGGAGUGGCCGCCGACACAGGAGCGCAUCCAGGGCGAGGAUUACUCCAUGGGUGCAAAGCUCUAUGGAUUUGGGUCACCUAUGUGGGGCGCGACAGACAUGAGCCGUCUGCAAACGACACGGUUGGGAACGACUGGAUCCGUCCGCUCGGCCCAGGCGUCAGUUUAA
Malassezia japonica is the source of this 921-nucleotide messenger RNA. Its product is annotated as 2-aminoethylphosphonate dioxygenase. The coding region runs from base 1 to 921 and encodes 306 amino acids. The record is from RefSeq and is a predicted model, not a curated record. The transcript has a single exon. Lineage: Eukaryota; Fungi; Basidiomycota; Malasseziomycetes; Malasseziales; Malasseziaceae.